This is a messenger RNA of Lodderomyces beijingensis, 1356 nucleotides long. NCBI's taxonomy places the organism in Eukaryota, Fungi, Ascomycota, Pichiomycetes, Serinales, Debaryomycetaceae. The record is from the annotation of a GenBank genome assembly.
AUGAAAGGGCUCGUGCUUUUUGCUGCUGCACUUUCGUCAGCUCAGACCAUCUUAAACGCCCACUCGCCUUCGUUCUUGGAUCAAUUGUACGGUGAGUUGGUUCACGAUGCUCCCAAUAUUUCCCACAACAGGUACUUGUACCAACAGCAGCAGUUGCAGCCGCAAACAGACGAGAUGGACUUGGUUUUCUCCACCAAUGAUCAAAAACAACCAGACAGCUACUACGCCCAUAUCUUCAAUUAUCAUAUGAAGAUGAGAGCCACCAUUGACCUUCCUGAUAAAGACGACGUUUCAGACAUUUUAGUCGACCAAAACAUGUUUGGAGGGAUAGUAACCUAUGCGCAUCUCCCGCACUUUCAUUGCAUUGCCAAGCCAUCUCGCGACACCAAGAACAAGAUCGAUGUAGCGAUCAUUGGGGCACCAUUCGAUACUGGGGUCUCCUUCCGCCCGGGCGCACGCUUCGGCCCAGAUUCGAUUCGAUCUGCAGCGAAACGUCUUGGCUCGGCCUGGAACUCGCCCAAAAAGAGACCGGGUUAUCCCGUUGACCCAUAUGACCCAUCCACACAUAACUAUUCCAUCGUGGAUUGCGGAGACGUGGCAAUGACGCCCUUUGAUAAUAGGAUCGCCUUGAACCAAUUGUACCGUGGCCUUCGCGCCAUUCUGGAGAACUACAAGAAUACCGGUUCAGUAUACGCGCAUCCACGUGUCAUCACACUCGGAGGAGACCACACCAUCACUUUGAUGUGCUUAAAGAAUUUAUACGAGCAGCACGGCCGCAAGAUUAAAGUUCUUCAUUUUGAUUCGCACAUUGAUACCUGGGAUCCCAAAGUAUUGGGCGGGGGGAUCACCAAUUACAUGAGCUUGAACCACGGCACCUUUUUGCAUUAUGCGCACGAGUUGGGGUUGAUCCAAGAAGGGCACGGCUCAAACUAUCAUGUAGGUAUAAGGGCACCGUUAAUAGACACCAAGUACGACCUGCACCACGACUCCUAUUGCGGAUUUCAGAUUAUUGGUGCAGCAGACAUAGACAGAAUCGGAGUUAGGGGCAUUGUAGAGCGGUUGAAGCAGAGCUAUACCGAGGAAGAUAUCAAGAACGAUACUCCCGUUUACAUCUCGGUCGAUAUUGACGUUUUGGAUCCUGCUUAUGCGCCAGGCACGGGAACCAUGGAAGUCGGUGGGUUCACCACAAGGGAAUUGUUGAGUAUCUUGGACGGAUUGAAGGGGUCUGAGUUGGGUAACCACCUUGUUGGAUGCGAUGUUGUUGAAGUCAGCCCACCUUUCGACUCCAAUAGUGGCAUCACUAGUUUGGCCGCUACUGCUGUCAUUGACUCUUUUUUGAAGAUAAUGGUACGGUGA